GCAAGAUAAAUAGAAGGGUGGGUCACCUUAAAUGGAAACAGUCCCUCCCACCCACCAGUCAAACACAGUCAAUACUGCGAGUGGUCAAAUCAACAUUUUUCAGGAAGAGACCAAGCAGCUUGAACCAUGAGCUACCCAGGAUACCCCCCUCAGGCAGGCGGAUACCCACCACAGGCUGGGGGUUACCCUUCACAACCUGGUGGAUACCCACCUCAGCCUGGAGUUUACCCUCCACAAGCAGGAGGCUACCCACCACAGCAAAGCGGCUACCCUCCUCAGCCUGGUGCCUAUCCUCCACAGGCUGGAGGCUAUCCACCACAAGCUGGAGGUUAUCCUCCACAGGCUGGAGGCUACCCACAGGCACCACCACCAGGUAGCUGGGGAGGUGGCCCUGCUGGUGGUUAUCCCUCCAUAGGUCUUGACACCUUAUCCAACCCUGGAUACAAUGCUGGCAUGGCGAACCAGAUGUCUGCAGGCAUGGGGGGGUUUACCCCAAACCCAUCCAUCGCCCAAGCCCCUGGGGGGUACCCACCUGCCCCUCAGCCAGGGGGGUAUGGUGCCCCCUCCCCUAACCAACAGUCAUAUGGCCUGUACCCACAGCCAGGAGGGGCUAUGCCCCAACCCCAAGGCCCAGGGAUGGGCUAUCCUGGUCAGCCUAUGCCUGGUUACCCUCGUGCACCAUCACCCAACCCACCCAUGCCAGGUUAUGGAGGAGCACCAGCACCUAUGCCAACAUACCCACAAGUCCCUUCACCAAAUCCAUCAAUGCCAGCCUACGGAGGAGGAGGAGGAGGAGCCAUGCCAAUAGCUCCACCAAUCAAUAGAGGAUUCAGAGGAUCAAUCAAGGACUUUCCUGGAGCUGACCCACUCAAAGAUGUGGAAGUCCUGAGGAAGGCCAUGAAGGGCUUUGGAACUGAUGAGCAAGCCAUUAUUGAGUUACUGGGGAGUCGUUCCAACAAGCAGCGUGCUGUUCUGCCCCGGGCCUUUAAAACCUCAUAUGGGAAGGAUCUGUAUAAGGAUCUGCAUUCAGAACUGUCUGGGGACUUCAGGAAGCUGGUCAUGGCCAUGUUGAAAACCCCAGCUGAGUUUGAUGCCUAUGAGCUCCACAGUGCCAUAAAGGGAGCCGGAACUGAUGAAGCCUGUCUGAUAGAGAUCCUGUCUUCUCGCUCCAACGCUGAAAUCAAGGAGAUAAAUCGCAUUUACAAACAAGAAUAUAAGAAGUCACUGGAGGAUGCCAUUAGUGGGGACACCUCAGGCCACUUCCGUAGACUCCUGAUCUCUCUUGCACAGGGCAAUCGUGAUGAACGGGAAAAUGUUGACAUCUCUCUGGCUAAACAAGAUGCCCAGGCCCUGUACUCUGCUGGGGAGAACAAGCUGGGAACAGAUGAGUCCAAAUUCAAUGCCAUUUUAUGUGCCAGGAGCAAAUCCCAUCUCAGAGCAGUGUUUCAGCAGUACCAGCAGAUGUGUGGCAGGGAUAUCGAGAAGAGCAUCGACAGGGAGAUGUCUGGUGACCUCGAGAGUGGCAUGCUGGCAGUGGUGAAGUGUAUUAAAAAUACACCUGCCUACUUUGCUGAGAGGCUUUACAAGGCUAUGAGGGGAGCUGGGACCAAAGACAGAACCCUCAUCCGGAUCAUGAUCACCCGGUCUGAGGUCGAUAUGCUGGAUAUCCGUCAGGAAUACGUGAAAAACUACGGCAAGUCAUUGUACACACACAUUUCCGGAGACACAUCAGGUGACUACAAGAAACUCCUACUGAAGCUCUGCGGUGGAAGUGACUAAUACAUUGUACUAUCUGCUUUAUGCCUUACAUAUAUGUAUUAUACACAAUCUGCAACCUGCAUGUCAUGCCAAUGCUUCUGCAAUGCAAUGUUUACCCAAUUGUAAGAGUCUUUUACAUAUAGCUAUUUUUUUUCUACAUCCACUAUGCACAAAAAGGUUUUGUACUUUUGCAUUACGUUAUAUCAUUGCUGGAUAUUUAGUUGAAUAUACAUGGCCAUCCUUAAUUUGUGAGAAUUUACAUUUGAAUGUUAAGAGCUAUAUAUUUUUAAGAUGUUUUAUUUCAAUUGUGCCAAAAUGAUCUGUUAUGUAAUGACAUUGGUCAUUUAUGAGCUAAUUCUAUAAUGUUCAGCAUGGCUGAAAAGUAUAAGUUACAGAAUGCAUAGCAGCUACAUACCAAAGUUGUCUGUAAUUGUAUCCACAAUCUCUUAUAUCAUAAUUUGUCUACGCUUGACAGUUUUUGUUUAUCAUAGAUGUGCUUGUACUUGUUUAUCAUAUACCUGUCAUUGUUAGCAUGGAAAAACAUGGAAAAACAGGGUCACAUUUCAUUAAAUUGUGAUUGAUUUAAUCUU
Messenger RNA from Scomber japonicus (chub mackerel), 2348 nucleotides. It is a transcript of the gene anxa11a, whose product is annotated as annexin A11a. The coding region runs from base 127 to 1779 and encodes 550 amino acids. Gene Ontology annotation, biological process: phagocytosis; cytokinetic process; negative regulation of coagulation. The transcript is spliced from 15 exons. Gene Ontology annotation, cellular component: cytoplasm. The record is from RefSeq and is a predicted model, not a curated record. Lineage: Eukaryota; Metazoa; Chordata; Actinopteri; Scombriformes; Scombridae. Gene Ontology annotation, molecular function: calcium-dependent phospholipid binding; calcium ion binding.